This is a messenger RNA of Melanaphis sacchari, 1122 nucleotides long. Its product is annotated as sentrin-specific protease 1-like. The record is from RefSeq and is a predicted model, not a curated record. Gene Ontology annotation, cellular component: nucleus. The coding region runs from base 376 to 975 and encodes 199 amino acids. The transcript is spliced from 3 exons. Gene Ontology annotation, molecular function: deSUMOylase activity. Gene Ontology annotation, biological process: protein desumoylation. NCBI's taxonomy places the organism in Eukaryota, Metazoa, Arthropoda, Insecta, Hemiptera, Aphididae.
AAUAUGUAGGUACAUCUUCAUCACACAAUAGUACGAUACACGCUUUAACCUACGCUUCAGCAACAGCAGUGUGCAGACUGUUGCCUAUAUAUUAACGAGUGUCUAAUAAGUAGUGUGCUAAAAUGCUGUUGUAUAAAAAGAAAUUAAUAUUUUUCUUGAUGAAUUUUAUUGCCAUUACGUAAAUUGUAAUUGUUUUAUAUAAUUAUUUAAAGUGUUUUGAUUGAUAAUUUCAUUUCCGGAGGAAUACCUUACAUUAUCGUUUAAUAAUCUAAAAGGUUUCCGUACAGUGGCACCGAUGUCACUAUGUCAGUUUCAAAUGGUAUUGUAUAAACACUAUUGAUAUAAAAUCUGUGAUAGGAGGUAUAAAACAGAGAUAUGGAUCUCGAUGAUGAACAGUAUGAUUUUACAGUUGACAACAGUCAUCUUUAUUUAAAUGAUGAAGUUAUAAACAAAUAUAUGGAUCUAAUCACAGAACGUUCUCCAGACACAGUGUAUGCAUUUAAUACAUUUUUUUACUUGGCUCUGUCUGACAAGGGAUAUUCUCACGUUUGUCGGUGGACAAAAAAAAUUGAUAUAUUCUCAAAAAAAAAAUUAUUCAUUCCUGUUCAUAUUGAAGAUGAAAAUCAUUGGUGUUUAAUUUAUGUUGAUUUUGUACAUAAAUUUAUUAAAUACUAUGAUAGCCUUAGAGGACGAAAUUUUAAAUGCCUCAAAUUAAUAUUGAAAUAUUUAAUGAUGGAACAUGUUGAUAAAAAAGGAAAAGAUUUUCAUCCUAGUGGUUGGUUAUUAAUGAAUGUGAAGAACUGUCCACAACAACUCAAUCAUUGGGAUUGUGGAGUAUUUGUUUGUAUGUUUGCAGAAUAUUUAUCAAGAGAUGCUCCAUUGAAUUUUUCACAAAAACAUAUGAACAGAUUUAGGAGACAAAUAGAAUUUGAAAUCAAGAAGAAAAAAUUAAGAAAAUCCGUAUCAGAAACAUAAGCCAUUGAAACAAUUAAAUGACAUGUAUUUCUAUACAUUUGUUGGAGUUAUUGGUGAUGAAAUUUCACAUUAUGCAUAAUUUGUAUUUAAUGUUAAUAACUAGCAUGUUAUAAGUAAUUAUAAUUUGACAUAUUACUUACUUUAAUU